Exserohilum turcica Et28A is the source of this 729-nucleotide messenger RNA. RefSeq lists its product as uncharacterized. The transcript has a single exon. The record is from RefSeq and is a predicted model, not a curated record. Lineage: Eukaryota; Fungi; Ascomycota; Dothideomycetes; Pleosporales; Pleosporaceae. The coding region runs from base 1 to 729 and encodes 242 amino acids.
AUGGCGCCUCUUGCGCUGCGGCCUGCGAACUCGCCCGAAGAUGCAAAGCACCCCGCCGACGCCGACGCCACUCUCGACGCCAACGGCAGCACGUCUACAGCCGCAGACGGAGACGUUGCCAUGGCCGACCAUGUAGACCAGUCGCUCCUCCGCGAGCAGAUGCGACAGCAGCAAGACGAGCGCGCCAAGCGACUCCAGGCCAAGAACAGGCGCAAGCGCUACCUCGAAGUCCAUCCCGAGUACUUUGCCGAUCCGUCGCUCGAGCUCGCCGACCCUCUGCUCUACGACCGCCUCAUCCGCCGUUUUCAGACCGCCGCCGAGCGCGAGGCUGAAGGCCGGAAGAAGGGCUUUUCCGGCCAAAUGGCGACCGACCUCUGGCGCGCCGAGGCAAAGAAGGAUGCCCUGUCGCAGCCAGACCCCAAUUCGCUUUUUACCUAUACACGCGGCCCGGACGGACAGAUAAUAGAAGAGGACAAGGACGAUAUACCCAUGAGCAAGGAAGAGGGCAAGGCCUGGUGGAUGGAUGAGAUGACACAGCGCUUCCUGCGAGGCGGAGACGACGACUUUGACUAUGCGAAGCUGGUCGAUGGCAAUCCCAAGUACGACGAUCCGGAGCAGGAGCGCGACCUGCAGGAUGCCUACUUUGAGAGCAUGGAGAGCGAUUUCGACUCGGAUGGAGAGGGAAAGGAAAAGGUCCUGACUGGCGAAACGGGCAUUCAGGAUUAUUGA